Prorocentrum cordatum is the source of this 1197-nucleotide messenger RNA. Lineage: Eukaryota; Dinophyceae; Prorocentrales; Prorocentraceae. The record is from the annotation of a GenBank genome assembly.
AUGGGCUACGGGGCGGGGCGAGGGGAGCUCCGAGCCGCAGGCAGGCACGUCCGCGCGAAGCACAAGAGCGUCAAGGCACAUCCAGGCCAAAUCCAGGUGCACCCCGAGGUGCCAGCUGGGACAUCCGGGGAGAGCGCGGUGGAGACGGACUCCGCCGGCCGUAAGUGCCAGCUGCCCUGCGAAGGCGGUCGGGGCUGGCGCCUGGGCGAGCGCGCCGCGGUGACGGAGAAGACGGCCGCCGAGAAGGAGGCCCUCGCCACGGCGCAGGCACUGCGGGACAAGCAGCUGCAGGCAUUCCACGGCAUGGAGCUGGACAGCAUCCAGGCCCUCGAGCAGCUGAAGGCCUUCUCGGGGAAGGGGGGGUGGGGCACCAUGGCCGCGCCGCAGCCCGCUGCCCGCGGCUCGAGCGCCCUGCUGGCGGCGGGGGGCGCCCCGAUGCGGGCCCCCCGGGAGCGGCCGUCGCCGGACGAGCAGUGCGCGGAGGAGCUGCGGGCGAUUCCCGCGGCGGGGCCCCUGUGCAUGCUGGAUGGGGAGUUCGCCUUCACGACUGCCAAUACGUCUCAGUGGUCAUCGGCGCAGACGCUGAUGGAGUGGACGCGGCAUGACGCGUCGGACGUGAGCUUGCCGCAGGUGUCGUGCGUGCAGGAGUCGUGGUCCUCGGCUGCCUGGUGGUCUCGUCAAUGGGGCUACGAGCUGAUCGGUGACUUCGCGGAGGCCACUGGGGAUGGACCGCUGGAGCACGGUGGCGAAGUUGCUGCGUCGUCGAGCUUCCCAGCUUCGAAUGAGACCAGCCCUGCGCGUAUUCAGCUGCGGGGACACUGCGCUGUGACGGCGAAGGCCAUGAGGCGGGUCCAGAAGCAGCACCGCGAGCUGCCCCAGGCCGCGCUGAAGGGCGACGACGACUUCUGGCGACAGGCCGUGCUAGAGGACUGGCUCACCCUGGCCCACGCGCCGAUGCACGUCCGCGAGGACCAGGAGGUCGUGCUCGGCGCCGUGCAGCGCAGCGCUGGCGCUGCCAUCGGCGCGGCGGGGCCCUCCCUGCGGCGGAGCCGGGCCUUCGUGCUGCAGGCCCUGGCGCAGAGCGCGGGGCGCGGCCUGCAGCACGCGGCGCCAUGGCUGCAGCGGGACCCCUUGGUGAGAGCGAAGGCGGCCCAGGAGGCCCGCUGGCGCGCGGCCUCGGCCGCGCCGAGCCGCUGA